CAAGGACGGGGAAACAAAACGAGAGAGGAUGAGAUUAUGGAUACUGGAGAGGAACAGUUUGAUCGCCCUAACGAUCUUCACGUUCACCCUCUACAUAUUGUCCAUCUAUUUCAACGACACGAUCGACGAUAUAAUACAUUUCAAACGGACCACAGUGGGGAACGACACUCGAGUCACAAACACGACCAAGAAAAUCCUCUUCUGGAACACGAUGUUCGACGACGAGAAUUUUUACAUGGGGAAAGGAGACGUAUUCGUCGAUUGCCCCGUGAACGAUUGUUACGCGACCCACGAAAGAAGUUACGCGAAUCUCACGGAAUUCGACGCGGUCCUGUUCCACGGGAACGAGCUGAAGCUCGCCGAUCUGCCUUUACGAAGGAGCCCGCGCCAGUGGUACGUUUUCGUGAAUCUCGAAAGCCCGGCCAAUAGGCCCCUGUCCGACCAUUUUUACGAGGAUUUCUUUAACGCCACGAUGACGUACAGAUUGGACAGCGAUAUUGUAUGGACUUAUGGGAUCGUGAAGGACGUCAACAAUGGGCAAACUGUGGCGCCUGACAGAGAUGCACGUUGGAAAGCGUUCUAUAAUCGAUCAGCAGGUAACCAGCACAGCCGCGAGGAUGCAUCUUCAUCGAAGAUGUUUCGAAGGAAGACGAGGCCGAUAAUCUGGUUCGUGAGCAACUGUCGGGCAAAAAGCGGUCGGCAGGAGUACGUGGACGAGCUGUCGAGGCACAUACCGAUCGACGUUUACGGGAAAUGCGGGACCAUGUAUUGUCCACCUAGCGUGGACUGCUUCAAGCAGGUCGUCGAACCCCACUAUUUUUUCUAUCUGUCGUUCGAGAAUUCGUUCUGCGACGAUUACGUAACCGAGAAGCUGUACAAUGCCCUCAGGUACAACGUGAUCCCAAUCGUAUACGGUGGCGCCAAUUACAGUCUCUUUGCCCCACCACGAUCUUACAUAAACGCAUUCGACUUCGAUUCUCCGAAGGAUUUGGCCGAAUAUUUAAAGAAACUGAUCAAAGAUCCGCGGGAGUAUAAUAAAUAUUUCACUUGGAAGAGGUAUUACAAAAUCGAUGGCGGCAUUCGACACGCCGCUUGCAAUCUUUGCGAGUUUCUCCACAAGAAGAAAGAGCCGCGAAUGUAUAAUUCACUGUCUAAUUGGUAUAGUCAGCAAAAAUGUCCUCUCCAGGAAUUUUUACGUUAUCACAGUUACCUUACAGGUUCCGUUUUAAAAGACUGACUUUAUUAACUGACUAUUUUAAGUUGAUAUAUAUAUAUAUUUUUUUAUUUUUAAAAUAUCGUAAUCGUUACAUCGUUAAAUGGAUUAAAAUGAAAAUCAUGAAAAAUCUAUGAUUUCAUCCCCUUUAUUUAAAUAUUUAUAAUUUUUAAUCAAAAUGAUCGUGAACUCGACGCAUUUACCAUAUUUUUCGUAUUUAUUAUAGGAUUUAUUGUACAAUGUAGUGAACGGUAUUGUGUAAAUGCAGAGACUUUUUUGUCGUUUGAAAACUCGGUAAGUGGAACAUUGACUUUCGAUGAACUGAAAUAGGAUUUCGAACGAUAAAUGAAACGCGAAUUUCAUCUUGUUCCAUGAAUUCGCUAAUUGUAAAUAAAGUUAAACGAAUCAUCUUUAAACGAGGACAUACCUCGUAUAUUCAUUAAAUUAUUCAUUAAAUUUGUUAAAUUUGUUUCGUUAAAAAUAUGAAUUUUUGA
Messenger RNA from Apis dorsata (giant honeybee), 1707 nucleotides. RefSeq names its product alpha-(1,3)-fucosyltransferase C-like (gene FucTC). Gene Ontology annotation, molecular function: alpha-(1->3)-fucosyltransferase activity. NCBI's taxonomy places the organism in Eukaryota, Metazoa, Arthropoda, Insecta, Hymenoptera, Apidae. The coding region runs from base 29 to 1237 and encodes 402 amino acids. The transcript has 3 exons. The record is from RefSeq and is a predicted model, not a curated record. Gene Ontology annotation, cellular component: membrane.